Hibiscus syriacus is the source of this 773-nucleotide messenger RNA. RefSeq names its product protein DMP2-like. The coding region runs from base 1 to 597 and encodes 198 amino acids. The transcript has a single exon. Gene Ontology annotation, biological process: endomembrane system organization. The record is from RefSeq and is a predicted model, not a curated record. NCBI's taxonomy places the organism in Eukaryota, Viridiplantae, Streptophyta, Magnoliopsida, Malvales, Malvaceae.
AUGAACUCCAAGCUUAAAGCAAAAGUGGGGGCAAAGCCAUCAACUUCGAUUUCGGACAGAACAUUGACAGGUCUUGGGAACCUUAUCAAGCUCCUUCCGACCGGAACCGUGUUCAUGUUCCAGUUCCUUAACCCUGUCUUAACCAACUACGGCCAUUGCAGCCCUGUGAACAAGGUCCUCACCAGCAUCCUCAUUGCCCUUUGUGGCUUCUCUUGUGCUUUCUCUUGCUUUACCGACAGUUACAAAGACGGUGACGGCAUGGUUCAUUACGGUAUCACCACCGUUAACGGUCUCUGGCCGUCUUCGGGUUCGGAUUCGGUGGAGUUAUCGAAGUACAAGCUGAGGGUUGGUGAUUUCGUUCAUGCGUUUUUCUCCGUCAUUGUGUUUGCUGUUCUGUCCCUGUUGGAUUCCAACACCGUGCAGUGUUUCUAUCCAUCUUUUGAGUCCACCGAAAAGGUUCUGCUCAUGGCUUUGCCGCCGGUUAUCGGAGCGAUUUCGGGAUCGGUUUUCCUCGUGUUUCCGAACACUCGACAUGGUAUUGGCUACCCUUCGACUUCGUCGAGUGAUGCGCCGGAUAACUCAUCGGACGACAACUAGAAUGGAUUUGCUUCGUCGUUAAUUAAUACAUGAACCGGUUAUUUUGCUCGAGUAAACUUUUUAUUUGUUAUUUUGAAUUUGUUUGUAUGUAUCAAAUUGUAAUUGUUUUAUAAUAUGGUUUUGCGUGUAAAAUGUUUGAUAAAGUUGAUUUAUGAUGUGACACAUAAAUUUAUGUA